GGUUUGGCUCCGGGCGCAGACCGUGCGUCCUGGCACGGAGCUGCAGCUCGCUCAGCAGACAGGUGGCUCCUCGUCCUCCGUCUCUUCCGUCUCUUCCGUCUCUGCUGUCAGCCUCAGACCACUCCCUCUCUCAGUGAGAACGGAAGAGCCGCGGUCUAGUCUUUACUUGUCCUCCGCUGCCAUCAGACUUUGUUGUUUUUUCUCUAAUCUCAGGACUAUGCGCUCUGCACAGAAUGGCGGAGCCCAACGCGCUUGACGAACUCCAGUCGGAGCUGACCUGCCCGGUGUGUUUGGAGCUGUUCCGUGACCCGGUGAUCCUCGAGUGCGGACACCACUUCUGCCAGGUGUGCAUCAUCCAGUGCUGGGAGGCCAAGGCGGACGAGCAGUCGAGCUGUCCCAAGUGCAGAAAGUCGUGCUCACGCAAGCUGCGGCCCAACUCGCUCCUGUGCAACGUCGUGGACAGUGUGCGCAGAGCCAGCGUCAUGGACACGGCCGCGGGGAUCCCCGGGUGGGACCCGGAGGGCGCCCUGGAGGAGCCGGAGGAGCGGGAGCCCGGGUCCAGCAUGAGCAGCGUGGCCUCCUCCAUCGGGCACUGGCCGCGCCUGGGCAUGGAUAUGUGCGAGGAGCAUGAGGAGAAGCUGAAGCUCUACUGUGAGGACGACCAGCUCCCCAUCUGCCUGGUGUGCGGCAUGUCCCGGGACCACAAGACCCACAAUGUCAUCCCCAUUACUGAGGCCUUUGAAAACUACAAGCAUAAACUGUCUGUGGCUCUGGAGAGUGUCCAGCUACAGACAGAGGAGGCAACGCUCUUCCAACAACAGACCAACGAAAAGAUCCUCAUCAUUAAGGAGCGAGCGUCAGAUCUGGAGGACCUGGUCUCUGUGGAGUUUGGCCGCCUCAGGGAGUUUCUCCUGGAGGAGGAGGAGCGCAUAAAGGAGAAGCUGCAGAAGCAGAAAGAGGAGAAGCUCAACCAGCUGGAGGAGGCGCUCACUGAAGCGACGGAGCAAAUCAGCGAGCUGGAUAGUACGGCCGAUCAGCUUUGCGUCAAACUGAGGGAGGAGGAGAACCCAGAGCAGCUCAAGGGAAUCAAAGAUUUCAUCGGAGGGGCUGAGAGUUUGUUUGAGCACCCUCCAGAGGUGGGUGUUGAUCUGCAGUCAGGAGAGUUUCUGGGUCCUCUGCAGUACAGGACCUGGAGGAAGAUGAGCUCCAUUUUUCUGCCAGCAGUCACAGCGGUGACCCUCAACCCGGACACAGCCUACCCCUGCUUGUGGGUUUCCCCGUGUUGCACCAACGUCCAGGUGGGCCAAAUCCAGCCCAACCUGCCCAACAACCCGGAGCGCUUCACCCGCUACAACAUCGUCCUGGGCUCCGAAGCCUUCUCCUCUGGCAGACACUACUGGGAGGUGGAGGUGGGCUCCAAGACUGCGUGGGGCCUCGGUGUGGCCGCGGCCUCAGUCAACAGGAAGGAGGAGAUCAGCCUCUGCCCCGACGACGGUUUCUGGACCCUCGUGCUGAGGGACAACGGUGAUGGCACCAGUGAGUACGAAGCGUGCACCGACUCAGAGGACAGCUUGUUGUACCCCUCCAAACCCCCCAGGAGGGUGGGGGUCUAUCUGGACUAUGGUCGAGGCGAAGUGGCGUUUUACGAUGCGGGAGACAUGAGCCACCUAUUCACCUUCUAUGAUGCCAAAUUCAGCGAGCCGGUUUUCCCAUAUUUUAACCCCUGGCCAAUUAUCAACGGACACAAUUGGGAUCCGCUCACUAUAGUAACGCCACACUGGGGAUGAACACUCUUUUUCAUCAUAGGACCCAACAGACUCAGAAUGAAACUGCAAAAAGAGAUUCAGCAGCAGAUGAAGUCGGAUGGACUUGAGCUUUCACACAUCUGCCUUGUUAUAUUCAGCUGAAUGAAUGAUGUUGUGAUGAUUAACAUGCAGGCGAUUAUGAUACUAUGAUUAAGAUGGAACUAGUUAAAGAUGAGACAAAUGAGGACAUGGCUGGAAAUAUUCAACAGUUUCUUAUUGUCGACAAGUUCCCAUGAAAUGACGAAAAAACAACAAUGAAUUUAUUCUACGUGGAAGCAAAACCUGAUGUAGCUCAUUCCCCUGUUCAUUAGACCUAUUUAAAUCCUAACCCCACAGAGUGAGCCACACAGUUGCUCUGGAUCUCACUAACACACACACACACGGUUGUUUUAUUUUGAGUAAAUCCCCCUCACACUCUGCUGCUGCCAUAAAUACUCACUAAAGCACCAAAUGUGUAUUAAUCCACAGAUGAAAAUAGUCCUAAAUGCGCUAUUAUCUCCUUUUUGAAAAAACGUUGCUAAAAUUGCAGUGUCCAGCUGUUGGAGGGAAUUAAUUCGACUAUUUUUUCUUUUUAAUGGAUCUAUAUAUAUUUGUGGCUGUUGUUUUUGCAUUUUUUUUAUAAUCGGCUUCAGUAGAAAUGAAUGGGGUUUGACAGCCAAUCAAAGGUUACAUCCUGGGGGCCUUGACACACCACGGAUGGGGGGGAGGACCCAAAGAUGUCACCACACAUGACCAACCUGCAGAGUCCAGGCUCUAUCUCUCUCUCAGGUGUGGCAUAAAGAAGAUUAACAUCUCAUCUGACAUGACAGAACUUGAACUAAGGGGAACAUUCACACAUGUCUGGUUUUGGUCUUUUCAGGGAACUUGUUGACAAUAAGUAACUAUUUCUACUUAUUAUUUUUCCGUUAAUAUUUUGUGUUGGUCCUGAAUUCAUUUGGAAAAUAGGGGACAUGUAUUAAUUGUAAGAAAUCUAAUCAAAGACUUUACUGAUAGAGUCUUGGCAGAAAGCUUUUUAAUUGUAUAUUAAUGAAUUUUGCUAAAAUAUCUUACUGCAUGUUUUUUCAAAUAACAUAACAACAUCAUAUCUUAUUGCUCUUUUUAUAUAUCUUGUGUUAUACUUGUUAUUACAUCUACAUCUAAAGCAAUGAUGUGUAUCGCAGAUUUAUACAAAUUCUGACUUUACAGCCUUUACAAUGACACCUCUGACCUCUCAGCCAGUCAACUGUGUCCAACACUACACCUCUAACGUGUCACAUCCACGUUAAGAUCAGAGUAAACACUGUGCAAGAUUUUAAUAAAGUGAUUAAAUGUC
This is a messenger RNA of Hippoglossus stenolepis (Pacific halibut), 3117 nucleotides long. Its product is annotated as nuclear factor 7, brain. The record is from RefSeq and is a predicted model, not a curated record. Lineage: Eukaryota; Metazoa; Chordata; Actinopteri; Pleuronectiformes; Pleuronectidae. Gene Ontology annotation, molecular function: protein binding; zinc ion binding. The coding region runs from base 234 to 1787 and encodes 517 amino acids. The transcript has 6 exons.